AUGGCCGAAGAGAAAAUAAAAUUAAAAAGAAAAUUGGGAUUAGCGCAUGGUAUGGCCAUCAUCAUAGGGCUGGUGGUUGGAGGGGGCAUCUACAUCACCCCACAGGGGGUCCUCAUGCAUGCGGGUUCUCCUGGCCUUACAUUAAUUAUUUGGAUUAUUGGCGGCAUUCACAGUUUGUUUGGUGCUCUUUGCUACGCUGAACUCGGAGUUAAUUUUCCAUCGGCUGGUGCAGAAUAUGCUUAUUUGUCAGAAAUGUACAGCCCGUAUUUUGGAUUCAUGCAACUCUCAAUUUAUCUUCUACUCUUAAGACCUGGUAGUAAUUCGUUCAAAGCAGUAUUGCUUGGAAGGUACAUUUUGAAACCUCUCUAUCCAGAUUGUCAAGUACCUACCAAAGCUGUAUUAUGUGUCGCUAGUUUUAUGACAAUGUCCAUGUGUGCUUUAAACUACAGAAGUGUUAAAUUUUCAGCAAGAGGUCAGAGCUUCAUGACGAGUAUUACGAUCACCACCUUGUUAUGUAUAAUUGCAUCUGGGAUAUAUUUCGUAGUUAAGGGUGAUGUUGAAAAUUUGAGCGAGCCAUUCCAUCAUUCAGCCACCAGCGUCGGAGAUAUCGUCAUGUCCUUCUACUCGACUGUCUUUGCUUACUCAGGCUGGAAUGCACUCAACGUUCUCGUCGAAGAAGUCAAAAAUCCAAAAAGAACGCUUCCAAUAUCGAUCGUAGUGAGCAGUCUGACGUUGACGAUUUUGUACACGCUGGUCAACUAUUCUUACUUGGUGGUCUUAGGGAAGGAAGGAGUACUCAAGUCGGACGCUGUUGCUGUGAGCGUGGGGUUGAGAGUAUGGACUCCACUGGCCUGGGUCAUGUCCCUCUGCAUUGCAGUGACAGCAUGUGCCAGUUUCAACUCAGGCAUCCUUGUGGGAUCACGCGUUGCAUUUGCCGGGGCAAGGGCGGGCCAUUUGCCAGAGAUGAUAUCUUACGUCAGCCUUUCCUAUUUCACUCCUGUCAUUUCUGUUAUCGCCCAGGGCAUACUUAUCCUGGUGUUCAUUUGGUUUGUCACGUUGGACUCCAUAAUUAAGAACCUGACAUUUUGCUACGCCAUCUGCGAGCUCAUCGUCAUUCUCGGUCUUGUACGUAUCAGGCUGAAGGAGAGAAAAAAUCUAGAUGUUUAUAAGGAUAAAUUGAAGAUGCCGUUGUUCGUCCUCCUAAUAUACGCCGUGUCUCUCACCAUCAUAACGAUAGUACCAUUGGUAGCAAAUUUUCAGGCGUCUGCUCUGAUUUUCGUCAUCGUUGUUUUGGUGGCUUCUGCGUUCUAUGCCGCGUUUGUACUCUGGCGCCCAGAUUUCGUUACUAAAAAUAAUGCUAUUGACGGGAUGAACAACUUUGUCCAGAAAUUAUUUUUCUGCGCGCCGGGUGGCAAGAACGAAUUAACAAAUAAAAUUUUGGAAGAUUGAUGGCUUCUCUAAAACUUUCCAUGCUACGUUCACUUGUCAAUUUUUCAUUAAAUUAGUUUUAACAAUUUUUUAAUGAUUGGUAGAAAAUUAUUUAAAUCAUAAUUUUUAGCAUUGCUGAGUUGAGUGUCUGGCAUGCAUGUGUAGUAUCAAUGUAGUAUGAAUGACUUCAUGUCCGCGUGUCAUGUUUCUUAUCAUAUUUCUAUUUUCUCAACUUGUUGAAUGAUGAUGGUUACAUUUAGAAAACAUGUAGUUCGUUCAUCCGAUAUAACAAACAUUUCUUAGUGUGUGUAUUGUGAAAUUGUAAAUUUCUUUACGAACAUAUAUAAGAUUUACGUCGUAAUUUUGCCAUACACAUGUAUAUAUGUAUAUUAUGUUGGAAGGAGACCAUAAUUUAGACACUAUUGUAUGAAUUAUACUGAAUUGUUGGCAUUAUUCAAUUUAAACUUAAAUUGAUUAAUGGCCACAAUUCGAUAGAAAUCAUACAAUACUGCAGAUAUAUAUUAAAUUAUAUAAUAUCUAUUCUGAACAUGAAGGAACCGAAAUUAGAGGCUAAAAAGUGAAUUUGAAAUGCAGAUAGAAAUCUUGACUAGUAUUUUUAUAAAUUGUUUAAUUUUUCUCGUAAAUUAUUUACUUGCUGCUAGACGACGAACGCCGUUAUAUAACUUUUGACUGGUUGGUUGGUUCUACAGUAUUGUUUUUUUAUGAAAACGUAUUAAUUAAUUACUAAUUAAUUUAUGAAAUCUUACUAAUUAGUUUUAUACAUUGA
Messenger RNA from Helobdella robusta, 2215 nucleotides. RefSeq lists its product as hypothetical. Gene Ontology annotation, cellular component: membrane. Gene Ontology annotation, molecular function: L-amino acid transmembrane transporter activity. Gene Ontology annotation, biological process: amino acid transmembrane transport. NCBI's taxonomy places the organism in Eukaryota, Metazoa, Annelida, Clitellata, Rhynchobdellida, Glossiphoniidae. The transcript is spliced from 9 exons. The record is from RefSeq and is a predicted model, not a curated record. The coding region runs from base 1 to 1449 and encodes 482 amino acids.